UUGCACGGGGCAUGACUCGCCGCGUUGCUCUGCGGCCCACUCGACAAUUGAGGCUCGAGUGCUGGGGCCCCUUAUUUUGUUCUUGCUGGGGAGAAGAAGAGGGCGUGUGCUUGCGCUUGUUUUCGAGCACGCCUGGUUUUGCACGGGGCCCAGCCUCUCAAGAUGAGCUUUUCGCUACACGGUGUUGUAUCGUGUGGGUUUUGCCCGUUCACCUUCAUAGAUCUACCCCCGGCAUUUGACCGCAUAUGGUUUUGGACGUUCCGGAGGUGUCGCAAGAAAGCACAACUCGAGCCCGCCCAUAGUUGCGGCUAUCGUUUCCCCGUAGUUUCGAGGCUUAUCGGACAGUAGUCUUAAUAUUCUCGGCGGUGCUGGAGAGUUGUGUUGUUCGUGUAUGAUGUUUCGCUGUUGCGGUCUAGAGAGGGGUGCGGAAAAUGGGCAACAUCACGCGCGGCAGCCUCCCGCUCGCUUCGUCUAUCCAUGGAUCGUGGUGCGCCCUGCUCUGCGUGGGAUGACUGGUCUUUUAUUUAUUUAUUUUUUUUGAGUUAUUUUUAUGUGUUGGCGACGGCCCGUGGCACACUCUCGCCGAGCCGGGAGCAUGUACCAUACGGGGGGCGAGACGAAGAUAUGAAAACGCAGAGCGGAGCGAGGCCUUUGCAUGCACACGCUUCCGAGUACAUAACAGUUAAUAUCUCGCCGCGGCUCUGCUGUAGUCUGUAGUAUUUUUAUUUUUUUACCCUCACGGUGGUGGGGCGGCGCAAGAGGAGAGUCGGCCACUACAACACCACACCACUUCCGUGGGUGAAACGACACACAAGAGAGACUGGAGAUAUUCAGCCAGUGGUCGUUUUUUGGGUCCCUUCUUGGAGUUUGGUUUUGGUGGCAUGGCUUAGCCUACAUACAUGCGUUGUGCGGCGGUUUCACCUUCUCCAGCGUUAAGAACUGCAUGUUUUCAUUCAUGGCCGCGUGCAUCGCAUCGCGCUCUGCUACGGCGGUCUGUUUCAUAAAACGGGAGAAUGUCUGUACCGUUGCUGGUGUGUAUAUUCGGAACGGUUUGACAACCGUUUCGUUCGUUGUGCU
Molecule: messenger RNA, 1077 nt
Organism: Ectocarpus siliculosus
Lineage: Eukaryota; Phaeophyceae; Ectocarpales; Ectocarpaceae
Source: the annotation of a GenBank genome assembly